Drosophila rhopaloa is the source of this 2443-nucleotide messenger RNA. It is a transcript of the gene Nha1, whose product is annotated as sodium/hydrogen exchanger 9B2. Gene Ontology annotation, cellular component: membrane. NCBI's taxonomy places the organism in Eukaryota, Metazoa, Arthropoda, Insecta, Diptera, Drosophilidae. Gene Ontology annotation, molecular function: antiporter activity. The transcript is spliced from 6 exons. Gene Ontology annotation, biological process: proton transmembrane transport. The coding region runs from base 205 to 2331 and encodes 708 amino acids. The record is from RefSeq and is a predicted model, not a curated record.
GCAGGUCGCGGAUCGUCUUCGCCUCAGUUUUUGUUUCCAUGGAUCGCGUUGUGCGAAUAUGAAAUUAAAAGUUUCCGAAGAACGACUUCUGAGUCUUAAUUAAUUGAACCAACCGAGAAGAACGAUAAGUGCAAAGAGAUUUGAGACAUCAACGAAAGUUGUCUAAUUUCCCGACCGCUGUGUGAAUACAAAAGCCAUAAGACGAUGACGGCCAAUGGUGAGCCAGGAGCUCGCGAGGAUUCCUCCGUUGUCGGCGCUCCAGCGACCAUCACCACCCCGACGACCUUGAUCGCUCCCACCCCGAUCCCAGUGCCCAGCGACGUGCCCAUGCCCAACUCGAAUGGGAGUGGGAAUGGCGCCGGCAACCACAAGAGCACCAUCGUCAUCGAGAGCCAGCCGAAGCGGCGGGUCAGCAUUAUUUCCGAUCCGCCGGCGAUCGGCGGGUCAGGAGGUCUCGGUGCUGGAUACGACAAUCCCGCCUACGAGCAAAACCCGAGGCGUAAAAUUUCACAGACUUCCACACACUCUCACACGGAUAUAGGACCAGCUCGCAGGAAGAGCAUCCUGAAGGACACGGCGCCACACGACAACGACAGUGAUCGCGCCUCUACUCACAGCUAUGAAAACUACAGACAGAAUGCGCUGGACGUGCUCAAUUCAAAGUAUAAUGGUCACCAAAUGGGACACACCUCCGGGGGCGACAGCAGUGGCGGGGCCAACUACGUGGAGGAGUCCUGGAUGUACACAUUCUGCCUCAAGUGCCGCGGCGAGGAGCCAUCGUCGUCCUGGGAGCCGCCCUUCUGGCAAAAGAUAUUCCCCUACCCGCUGUGCCCCACAUUUAGAACGGUCUCCCGACUAGUUUCCAUUAUUCUGAUUGGUGUCCUGAUCUGGAUCACGGCUUUUGUGAUCAUUGGCGACUCGGCUGCCCCUGGAGGACAGCUGUUCGGCCUGGUCGUUCUCACUGUGGCCGCCAACUUUGGUGGCUACCUGAUAUCGCUGACCACCUUGCCGCGACUAAUCGGCAUGCUCCUGGUGGGCAUUCUCUUCCAGAAUGUGGGCUGGGCAAACAUUGAUGGCGACUUCUCCAAAGUGACGGCCCACCUGCGCAAAUUUGCGUUGACCAUAAUCCUGACUCGAGCUGGACUCGAAAUGGAGCCGGAGGCCUUCAAGAAGGUGUACAAGACGAUCCUGAAGCUGGGCAUAAUCCCAUGGUGCGUGGAAGCGGUUGUGAUGGCCGUGAUGUCGCACUUCCUCCUCGACCUGCCAUGGAUCUGGGCGUUCCUGCUGGGCUCCAUCAUUGCCGCAGUGUCUCCAGCUGUGGUGGUGCCGUGCCUGUUCCGUCUGCGAACCAAGGGCUACGGCGUGGCCAAGGGUAUUCCCACAUUGGUGGUGGCCGUGGCCGGAGUGGACGAUGCCCUGUCGGUGGCCAUAUUCGGCAUCAUCAGCACAGUGAUGUUCUCCGACAAGGGACUGGCCUACCAGAUCGCCCAGGCUCCGGUUUGCAUCUUGGGAGGCCUGGGCUUCGGCGUAGUCUGGGGAUCGCUGGCCCGCAUCUUUCCGGAGAAGGGAGACGCCUAUGUGGUGCCGCUGCGGACGCUGCUACUCUUCACCGGCGGCCUCAUGGCCAUUUAUGGCAGUGAAGAGCUGGGCUUCGAGGGCGCAGGACCGCUGGCCGUGGUUUUCUCGGCCUUCGUUUCGAACCUGUUCUGGUGCAAGGACGGCUGGGAUGUGGAGGACAACCCGGUGUCCACUGCCUUCGAGAUCUUCUGGAUGAUCUUCGAGCCGAUUCUGUUCGGGCUGACCGGUGCCACCAUAAAGAUACGCGAGCUGGAUGGACACACGGUGUCCAUUGGAGCGGCCUGCAUCUUCACGGGCGCCAUCCUGCGUAUUUUCACCACGGCGGGCAUUGCGUUCGGGGAUCGAUUGAACACCAAGGAGAAGUUCUUCGUCGGACUGUCGUGGAUGGCCAAGGCCACUGUGCAGGCGGCCCUCGGACCCGUGGCACUGAAGCAUCUGGACGAGAACUCCACGGACGAGGAACGGAACUGGGCGAACAUUGUGCAGACGAUCUGCGUGUUCAGUAUUGUUCUGACCGCUCCGCUCGGAGCAAUCAUGAUCUCGGUGACGGGAACCAAGCUGCUGACCAAGACCAAGCAGCCGCAGGAUCUCAGCGGCUGGCGACGCAGUCACCGGCCGUCCAUCCGCGACAUCAGCAUCAUCGACGAGGAGGAGGAGCGCGAGGAUCCCGAAAUCCCCGAGGACAAGGAGACGCACGACAACACGCUCAACAACGCCCACAUCCCCACCAUUUCCUACACCUACAACACAUAGUCCAGUCCACAUCGCUGACUUCUGGUUGGGUCAAGAGUAAUGAUGAUUGUUUUCUUAUUGUACACUAGUCUAAGCGGACAUUGCAUUCCGAAAUAAAUAAGUUAAAGAACUA